Molecule: messenger RNA, 723 nt
Organism: Helianthus annuus (common sunflower)
Lineage: Eukaryota; Viridiplantae; Streptophyta; Magnoliopsida; Asterales; Asteraceae
Exons: 1
Coding region: 1-723 (240 amino acids)
Source: RefSeq, a predicted model, not a curated record
AUGGUGAACGGACCGGGUCAAUUGGGGGUCCGCUGGAAGUGGAAAAGACCGUUGCAGUCGGGGCAGGAGCUGGAAGACGUGUACCAGCUUGCUAGCCUUCUGGGUUCGGUUCGGUUAUCUGAUAAAAAGGAUAAAUGGGGUUGGUUUGGUGACGGUUCGGGCGAGUUCAGUGUUGGUGCCGUCAAGAAAGUUAUUAUGGAAGGCCGUAAUUCUCCGCCCAUUUCAAGUUUCAAAUGGUGCAAAUGGAUUCCUGUUAAAUGUAACAUAUUUGCGUGGAGGGCCAGUCUAAACAGAAUUCCUACGGUGGAAGCGCUUAGUAAAAGGAAUGUUCAUGUGCAAGAUUCUCAUUGCGGUUUCUGCAUCGAUGGAGAGGACAAUGUUGAUCACCUUUUUAUUCAAUGUCUAGCGGCGAACUCGGUUUGGAAUGCUAUCAGCGGGUGGUGUCGGAUUCCGCCCAUCUUCGCGUUCUCCUUUCAAGACCUUAUGGAAACACAUUUACACAGCGGGUUAAAAGAGCCGGAGAAGUCGAUCUUGCAAGGGCUGGUCAUCAUUGCUUGUUGGAGUAUCUGGAAGGCUAGGAACGAUGCGAGGUUCCGAUCGACUCAAGUUAGAAUCGAAAGAAUAAUCAGCGAAGUGAAGUCGGUGGGGUACUUAUGGGUCAGAAACAGAACGAAAUUUAGAAAUUUAACAUGGGAAGAUUGGUGUAAAUUUGUAAUUAUGUAG